AUUCUAUAUUUAAAACUCGAAGAUAUCGAAUGUUUAACCGAAAGUGAAAAACUUUAAUAAUAAGUGAUAAAAUAUGCAACCUUGCAAUUAUACUCCAGAAUACAUUAACAAAAUAAAAGAAAAUAAUUCUAAUUUGGCAAGAGCUUUGACCGAAGAGAAAAGAAAAUAUGCACAGCUUUAUACAGAAAAAGAGUCGCUGGAUAAACGUGUACUUCAGUUAACGAAGAAAAAUCAUGACCAGAAGAAAUAUACCGAUUACCUUUUGAAUGUACUACAACAAACUCAUCAUUAUGUAAAAGAGCAAACAACAAAGGUUGAAAAAAUGAUAAAUAAGAAGACAGAUGAUUUUUUUUAUGACCGUUUUUCAUUUGUCCCAACACCAAAUUUUUUGGAUAAUUCAAAUUUUAACAUACCCAGUCCAACGCCAACAACAAAAUCCUAUGAAUAUGAACCAAAUUUUAUUGCAAGACGCAGAUCUAACAUACUUAAAAGAAGUGUUCGACCUUUUAGUGAAAUGGAUAAAGACACGUCUUUAAUUAACACAUCAAUUGGAGAAGAUAAAUCACUAUCGACAUCGACUUCUUCAUACAAUGCUUCCUCGUUUGAGGGUAUUGCAGAUUUUAUUGAGGAAGAAGUUGAUCACAUUAGAGACCAGACAAAAAGGGACAGUUUUUAUACAUACAGAGAAGCUAGUAGCAGCCCAGCAGAACUACUGGCAAAUUAUAAUAAAACAAUAAUCGCAAUCCAGGAUAUGGAAUUGACAUAUGUUAAUAAUAACCAAAGAAUUAUUGCAGUUGACGACAUGAGUUUGGCCAAUUCGGGAAGGCUAUCCGACAAAAAUCAUGAAAGCUACAACAAUGGUCCGACACAUUCAAAGAAAAUAACGCAAAUUGUCAAAGAAAAAGCGACUGCCAAUAUGAUGGCAUCAAAUAAAAGUAAUGAUACAACACAUACGAAAAAUAAUGUAAUCCAUAAUACUGUAGAAAAAUCGAAUCCGACUUUUAUGGUACCUAAUAAAAGCAAUACUUGCAGCAACAAUAGUGAAAUUACAAAGGAAAGACUUUCGAAGAAAAUAAUUCAUAAUAAUUCCGAAAAAUCGAAUGUGAUUGAUAAAAAUAUCAAUAAAAGUAAUGAAUCCAGCAAUGAAAUAUUAACAAACGAAACAAAUUCGAAACGCAUAACCCAAACUAAUGCAGAUAAAUCUGAUAAGAAGAAGAUUCCAGUUGCCAGUAAAAGUAAUGUCGAGAUCAGCAGCCAUGGUGCAAUUGCAAAGGAAACAUUUAAAAAGAAAUUAACACACACUAUUAAAGAAAAAUUCGAUACAAUUGCUACGGGAUCCGAUGAAAAUAAGAGUAACAACAAUGACGUGUUAAUACAGGAAUCGAAUAUUAAUGAGACUAAUAGCAACGGUGUCAUACAAGAAAAAAAAUCCGAUACGAAUGAUUUGCGAUCAACUAAAAAUACCACAAGCAACGUUGAACCUGCAAUAAUACCGGAAACACAUUCGAAGAAUAGAAGUGACGAAAAAGCCGAUAUAAUAUAUUCAGACAUCUUAAAUAAUAAAUGCACGGAGAACAAUUACAAAUGCUUAAGUAAAACUUCUACAAUUGAAGAACCUUCCACAAGUGAAACCAUAACCGAAGUAACGCAAAUCAACAUUAUGUCACUUAUUCCGAGUAUAUUAAUUGAUCGCCUGACCGAAUUAAGUAAUGAAAACAAUAAUGCAAGUGGCGAAACUGAUUUUAAAAAACAGAGACCGGACAAUGAUAAUAAAACUAGUGAAUUAAAUAACAAUCCAUCUGAUGAUAAUAAUAUUACUAAAAAGGGUUCGCAUGGAAAUGCCAAUACAAAUAUUCGAAAAGUCGAAAAAUUGAGUCAAUCAAAUGAAGAGAUAACAAAUUCAAACAAAAAAGAAAAGUCAAGUAAAAUAGAAGGAAAAUCAGGCACAAGUAAACAAACACAAAAAUUGUGUAAAACAUCUGAGAAACAAAGUACAAAUAAAAAAGCCGAAUCAAGUAAAACAAACGUAAUAAUAACUAGAUACAAAAAGACUGAAGAAAUAAAUGAUGAAAAUAAUUUGCCAACAACAAAUUCAAGUAGAAAACUUAGCUUUAAAAUACCAAAGAAGAGCGUUAGGCCUAAAAGGGCGGCAUCUAUGAACGUCAACUACAAGGAAUCACCCCUGAAAAUAAAAAUGCGACGAGAGUAAUGAAGAAGUAAAAGCUAAAAGGUAGAAAUUAGAAAAUUUUACUAAAUUUAUAAAAUGGAAGACUGACUGAUCCAGUAUGUGUUCGUUUAGUUGUCAGCACAAUUUAAAAAUUGUAACAAGCUGACAUUUUAAUAUAAUGCAACGUUGUGUUUAAUUGAAAUAAUAUUAAUACACAAAAAAUAAAUCUACAAGAUCAUAAUAAAAAGAUUUGUAGUCCAUUUAGAAUUCGAAGCAGAUAGUGAUUUGCUUCAUAUGAUGACUCCUAUGAGAUUCCUAAAUACUAGCCUUAACGUGCACGUUCGUGGCUUUUCAGCUGGCGUAAUCCUAAUAAAUUUCUCCAAAAAAUAGUCCGAUAAUAAAAUACGCUACGCAUUUAUGAAUCCUUCUAUCCUCCUUCGUCAUACUGUCACAGUUCCCUAAUAAAUAAUACGUCAUUAAAGGUAGAUCCUAUCCACUGCGUAUUAAUCUAAAAUUUGAAAAAACCCACGAGUUAGUA
This is a messenger RNA of Chrysoperla carnea, 2705 nucleotides long. Its product is annotated as probable cyclin-dependent serine/threonine-protein kinase DDB_G0292550. Lineage: Eukaryota; Metazoa; Arthropoda; Insecta; Neuroptera; Chrysopidae. Bases 74 to 2209 code for a protein of 711 amino acids. The transcript is spliced from 20 exons. The record is from RefSeq and is a predicted model, not a curated record.